Messenger RNA from Solanum lycopersicum (tomato), 3969 nucleotides. Lineage: Eukaryota; Viridiplantae; Streptophyta; Magnoliopsida; Solanales; Solanaceae. The record is from RefSeq and is a predicted model, not a curated record.
GUACGUGUCUUUCGCGACCUCCUGUCUAAUGUCACGUCGUAGCUAAAUUGAAACUUUGUCCUAUCCUAUCUAAUUAUUUCUCCACAAUAUUUUUCAACCUACCUCCACACUCUUGUAAUACCGCACAUAACCAACUUUUCACAUGUCAAAUCAUCUCAAUCUUAUCUUCCGCCAAAAUUAUUUCGACAUUUCACGAAUAUCCUCGUUUCUAAUUUUUUUGUCUCGUAAUAUAACCACACCUCCAUAAUGCAAGGCAACAUCCUUAUUUAUGCAAAAUUCAUCUUGUGAAAUAUGAGAAUUUCUUUGAUCAGCUAAUAGUCAACCCCUAACAAUAAAGUUGGUGUAACUAUCACUUGUAAAGAAAAUUUCCUUCAAGCCUUCACUAGAAGAAUAAACAUUGUUGAAGUGAGUAAUUAACUCAUAGCAGAGUAUGAGUGUGAUCAACUGCCUUGUCAUUUUCACCUGAAGAUUUGUUUUUGCUAGAUUUCUGUGUUUGUCUAACCAUUUUAGAAUUUAUGAUCACAUAAUCUAGUAGAUGGAGCUAGACUUGCAAUCUUGUGCUCGACUGCUCAAUACUGUUAACAGCAACCAAUCUCUUCCUAAUGGGAAGCAACUCCACCUCGUUUUCCUCAAAAGGGGUAUCCUUAACUCUGCUCUAACAAUAGCCAAUCGCCUUCUCCAAAUGUAUACCAGGUGUGGACAAAUGGCUGAUGCACAGUUACUGUUCGAUGAAAUGUCUCAGAGAAACUGCUUCACUUGGAAUACCAUGAUUGAAGGGUAUAUGAAAUGGGGGAAGAUGAACAACUCUUUGGACUUGUUUCGUUUAAUGCCUUCCAAGAAUGAAUUUUCUUGGAAUGUGGUCAUUCUUGGUCUUGUUAAAGCAGAGGAGUUGGGUGUUGCUAGAAGACUAUUGAGUGAAAUGCCACGGAAGAAUGAAGUAGUUUGGAAUGGACUUAUUCAUGGGUAUGCGAAAAUGGGAUUCCCUGGGGUGGCUUUAUGCUUGUUUAAGGAGUUUAUAGACUGGGAUUUUCGAGAGAUGGGCGGUGCAUCACAUAUAGAUUCAUUUGUUUUGGCAACUGCAUUAGGAGCUUGUGCUGACACAAGAAGUGCUGAUUUGGGGAAGCAAAUUCAUGCUCGUAUUAUAGUCAAUGAAGUUGAAGUUGAUUCUGUGUUGGCAAGUUCUUUAGUUAACAUGUAUGGAAAGGGUGGUGAUUUGGAUAAUGCGAACUAUAUUUUGAAUAGAAUGCAGAAUCCUGAUAACUUUUCCUUGUCAGCGCUAAUUUCAGCAUAUUCAAAACGUGGUCGAAUGGAUGAUGCCAGAAAGAUAUUCAACCUGAUAACUGAUCCUAGUAUUGUACUAUGGAACUCCAUGAUUUCUGGGUUUGUGUCAUGCGAUGAAGUGUUAGAAGCAUUAUUGCUUUUUGGAGAGAUGCACAGAGAAGGAGUUAUAGGAGAUUCCUCUACAUUAGCUAGUGUAUUGAACGCCUGCGCUAGUGCAUAUGCCCUUAAAAAUUGUUUGCAAGUGCAUGUUUAUGGUUUUAAGCUUGGACUGUUGGAUGACCUUGUCGUUGCUAGUGCGCUCAUUGACACAUAUGCCAAAUGUGGAUGUCCUGAUGAAGCUUCCAAUGUUUUUAAUGAACUCAAAACACAGGAUACCAUCUUGCUAAAUUCUAUGAUUACCAUAUAUUUUAACUGCAACAGAAUUGAAGAUGCGAGACAAUUAUUUGAGUCAAUGCCCUACAAGAGCUUAAUAUCUUGGAACUCUAUGAUAAUUGGUCUUAAUCAAAAUGGUUGUCCAGUUGAAGCACUUGAUCUUUUCUACAGAAUGAAUAGGAUGGAUUUUAGGAUGGACAAAUUUAGCUUUUCAAGUGUGAUCAGUGCCUGUGCAAGCAUUGCUUCAGUUGAACUUGGUGAACAGAUUUUCGCAAGAGUUGUUAUCAUCGGCCUUGAUGGUGAUCAAAUAAUUACUACCUCCUUAAUUGAUUUCUACUGCAAGUGUGGUUUUGUUAGUGAUGCCAGGAAGCUCUUUGACCAAAUGAUGAAAUCCGACGAGGUUUCGUGGAAUUCUAUGUUGAUGGGUUAUGCUACAAAUGGUUACGGAAAUGAAGCUUUGAAUCUAUUCCACGAAAUGAGAAGUGUGGGUGUUUCGCCAACAAAUAUCACAUUUAUUGGUGUCUUAUCUGCCUGUGAUCAUUGUGGUUUACUAGAAGAGGGAAAAAGGUGGUUUUAUUCAAUGAAUUACGAUUACCACAUUGAUCCAGGAAUUGAACAUUACUCCUGUAUGGUAGAUCUUUAUGCAAGAGCUGGAUGUCUCGAAGAAGCUGUGAACCUCAUCAAAAAGAUGCCAUUUGAGGCAGAUUCAAGCAUGUGGUUAUCCAUUUUGAGAGGAUGUGUAGCUCAUGGUAACAAGAUACUAGGACAGCUCGUGGCUCAACGCAUUAUAGAGCUUGAUCCUGAGAAUUCAGGUGCUUUCGUGCAGUUAUCAAACAUAUUUGCUACUUCUGAGGACUGGGAAAGAUCUGCUUUAGUCAGGAGGCUGAUGAUAGAAAAGAAAAUCCAUAAGAGUUCUGGUCGAAGCUGGAGUGAUAUGUAAGACAAAGUGCAGUACAGGUCUGCGGAUGAUUAUUGCAGCAGUUGGAGAAGAGGUUCUUGGAAUUGUGUGGAUGCAGAAAUGAAGAGUUCUUAGCUGUUCUGGUCACUAAGGUUGGUAUAGUGAUGUUGUUCAUGGGGAUGAGGGGGUCUGGUCUGCCUCCUAUAGUAGCGAUAACUCAAGUAAUUAUUCUUCCUACGCCCUUCAAAGGAUGCUCACACUCAAGGGAUCUUUGAAGCAUGUUCUGUCAUGGCUGAAAACGUGAAUGAAUCAGGUAUUUGUGCCGUGGCCGACCUCAGAGAGAACUAUUACCUGGCUGGAAAUAUUUUUUCUGGGAGAAUGAAGGGGGUUUCCCCUUAGGAUUGAAGCAGGAUAACAAGGCCUUGGAAAUGACCAGGUAUGAGCUGUUUGACGCUAAAUGCAGCUAAAAGUCAAACAGAUAUUCCGUGACUAAUCUAGUUGAACAAGCAAAAGAUAUGCUCACCUCUGUCCUCCAAUAAAAUUUGUUUGAUGUCUCGAAACAAAAGUGAGAUGCUUGUUUUCAGGUUGUAUGAACCUGGGAUGAAUUUGCAAAAGCGCUGAACAAGAAGAUAUUGGUCUGGCUCCCUGGUGGAUUGUGAGUCAAACAGACAUGAGGCAUUCCGCAGCUACAACAAUAAUAAUCCUUACUGCUCAUUUCCAUUUAUAGCUUGAUUUAAAAAUCUACCACCUGUGAAGACCGAAUCCGUCAACAAUGGUGUAAACCACCAUUCUGACAGGGUAGAAUCUAUACCUGCAGAUAGUAAAAUACCUCAACUUCAGGCGUUUGUCAAAGUUCAACAGUCAAGAAAAUGUGUUACAGCAAAUGAACUUCGAUCAAAUGGAAAAAAGGUAAUCACACUGAAAGAUGCUAGAGGCACUUCGUAAAAGUGUCACUGAAUGUGGAGAGGAAGUUGAUAUCAGCAACACCAGUAGAGUUUCUUGCAAAUCCUCCGGUGCCAGCGGCAUCUCCAUUCUCAGAGAUAUCUCCAGAUAUUGCACCUCUCUUGCCUUCUUCUGGUGGUGUGGUGCCUCCAGUUUCUUCAAUGCCAACUAUUCCUUCGAAUCCUAGUAAAAAUCCAGAUGAUGUGAUGUACCCUAUUGGCCCUGAUACUGCUGCUCUUGGACCUUCUGCUUUUUCACCUGUUUCCUCCGCUGUUUGUUGUGUUUCUCUUGCAACAUAUCUGAACAUUGCAGUACUGCUUCUAGUAAUCGGCUUAUUUUGUUCGAGUUAGACAUCUGGUAUUCGAAAUACACUGAUUUGUUAUUUGAGAAGUUGUAUAAUAUGGUCAGCACUAUAAAAUGCAGUUUCAAUCUUGUAUAAGUUGAUUCACUCUGAAAUUCACUUCUUUUACAAGGGA